AUGGAGAGUGUCAGUCCGGAGACUAGGACAUUUGAUGACCUGGACCUCGGUGCGUAUGGGCUUCUGUCUGAGCGUCACGCCACCUGUCAGGCCUCCCAGAGGUCAGUGAGGGAGAUCCAGGAGCGGAUCGCAGCCCUGGUGCUGAGGCACAGCCGGGCCCAGGUAGGGCAGCUGGACUCUGGGGAGAAGGAGGCCGCAGACAGGCCUCUGCAGCUCUCCUCCAGCAGAGAGGGCUCUGCUGAUGCUGAGCAAAGGCCUGAGGAGCAGGAGACCCUGCUCUCUCUGUCGACCAAGAUGUCAGAACACCAGAAACAGCUGGCUGACCUGCCGAACACAAUCAAGAUGUAUCCUCACCCCGAUGUUGUUGAAUGCUGUCUGGUUCUCCUGCACAUCAGCAAGUCUUCGUCUCUCUCAGAGUCGCUCCAACAAAAGGCCAAAGAUCUGCUCCGCAAAUACGGAACAAAUCCCUCCGUCCUCAAAACUGCUCAGAAAUUCCUUACCUGAAUCUUUCAUUUAAAGACUGAAAGAAGCACUUCCUUUGUACAGCAUUCUUUUUUUGUUGAGUAAAAAUAAACUUUGAUUCUACUUCCAGAAAAGCCUGAAAGUCUUCUGUAAGAGCUGCAUGCCCAUUUUCUGUCAGUAUUUUGGACUUCGAGCAAAAGAUGUGGUUAAACUGCCCAACACUAACGGUUCAAACUGUUAUAAAUUGAUAGGUAAUUAUUUAAACAUGCUUCCAGCUGCUUGUCUUGUGUAAAGAUUUGAUGCUUUGCUCUAGUGUUUCAAUAAAUGUUAUAUAUCCUUGGGCAGUGAAGGUCGUGUGGCUUUACAAUUUAUGGCAUGAGAUUUUACUGACAAAACAAAUAUGUAAAAAGAUGGAAACUAUUUGGCAUUUUUAUGCUUGAUAAAUUGUGCACAGAAAGUUGAUGCAUGUUCUGUCUUGUGACUGAUUAGUCUAAUUGUUGAAGCCCUAGUUUUUUAUUUGAAAUGCGAGAUUGCAGACAUGUUUGGGUAAAUCUUGCAUUACGUCUCCUUUACUUGAAAAGCCAUUGAAACAAAUGUUAAACAAGCUGCGUGUCAGUGUGCUGGUCAAAAAGAUUGAAUACUUAACGUUUACAUUCAAAAUACAAAACAAUUUAAUAUACAACUGUUUAAAACAAUGUAGAAUGUAAAAACAACAGCAACCACAACAUCUGUAAACCUGGUGGUGGACAGUUUGUCAUGGUGGGUGAAUGUACAGAACCACAGUAGUUUCCCAUUGAGACA
Molecule: messenger RNA, 1263 nt
Organism: Trematomus bernacchii (emerald rockcod)
Lineage: Eukaryota; Metazoa; Chordata; Actinopteri; Perciformes; Nototheniidae
Product: gem-associated protein 5-like
Exons: 3
Coding region: 1-504 (167 amino acids)
Source: RefSeq, a predicted model, not a curated record